Caenorhabditis elegans is the source of this 1680-nucleotide messenger RNA. RefSeq names its product Intermediate filament protein ifc-1 (gene ifc-1). The transcript has 5 exons. Gene Ontology annotation, biological process: cytoskeleton organization. Lineage: Eukaryota; Metazoa; Nematoda; Chromadorea; Rhabditida; Rhabditidae. Gene Ontology annotation, cellular component: cytoplasm. The record is from RefSeq and is marked reviewed. The coding region runs from base 3 to 1505 and encodes 500 amino acids.
UCAUGUCCUUGUACGGAGGUAUUCCGACGAAUUUGGUGAGCGGCAUGUCAUCUGCCGGAGCCAUUUGCACAACGCAAAUCAGGGAUGCUCGUGAGCGUGAGAAGAGAGAGAUCGGGCUCUUGAACGAUCGCUUGGCUGAUUAUAUCGAAAAGGUUCGCUUCCUCAAAGCACAAAACCAUGUGCUCUCCCAUGACAUUGAGAUUCUUCGCAGAGGAUUCUCGGGCGGUGGCCACAUUUCAAGCUUCUUCGAGUCAGAAAUUUCGAACUGCACAGUCAUUUCUGAGCGAAUCUUGUCAUCGCGCACAAAGUUCCAAGCCGACAUUACCGGGCUAGAGGGAGAGAUCGAGAUCUACCGCAAGAAGUGGCUUGAGGCUCUCAAAGUUGUGAGAUCUCAUCGCGAGGAUCAUCAUGUCAAUUUGGACAAGCUCGCCGAGGUUGAAGCCCAAAUCGCGCUGUUCAAUCGCAAGAUCCGUAUUGUUGAGGAGGAUGUGCUCAGAAUUCGUCGAGAGACUGGUGGCAUUCAAAAUGAUAUUGGCAGAAUUCAUUCGCAAAUUCACGCUGAGAUCGCGUUGAAAAACGAACGCCACCACAGUGUCCAGAUGCUUCUCCAACGCGUCCAGGUUAUCCAAACCGAAAACUCAUCCAGAAUCGAGCAGGAGCUCAUCUACAUCCACCGUGAUACCACACUCGAAAACCGAGACUACUUCCGACAAGAGUUGCAGGCGGCGAUGAGAGACAUUCGUGCCAACUAUGAAGCGAUGAGCAUUCGUUCCCGCGAGGACAUUGAAAUCGCCUACCGCAAGAGAAUCGAUGAGAUCAGAGUUAUCCCAGCACACGUACAUAUUGAAGACUACAGGGAGGAACUGUUAUCCAUUCGAACGACACUUAGCACGACGCACAGUAGAUUAGCGGAGAUUGAGAGCAGAAACGCGUGGCUCUUGACGACGAUCACAGAUCUUAAACACCAACAAGCAGAGGAAGCAAGAAUCUUCGAGGCAACCCUGGACGCAAAGCAAGCAACCUAUGAACAGUUCAAGGAGCGCUGCACGGAACUCAGCAUACAGAUGGAGAAGCUUUGCGAUCAUGAAACGUCGCUACAAGCAGAGCUGGAACGCUACAGAGUACUGCUCAACGGAGCCAACGUGACAACCUAUGUGUCCAACUCGACUGGAGCCGCUGGUUACCGAUCCUCCACCCACGUCGCCACUACUACAACCACAACGACCAAUGGGUAUUCUAGUGGAUACACGGCUGGAGGCUACACAUCCGGAGGCUACACAACCGGAGGAUACACUCGUGGAAUCACCGCCGGUGGUGCUGUCGGCGGAAUAUCCACUGGCGGAUACAUCGGACGGUCCUCCUCCUCACACGGAAUAUCCGUCGGUGGUAACAUUGGCGGUGUCUCAGUUGGAGGUCACAUCAAUGGCUACCAUGCUUCGGGAGACAUCAGUGCAGCUGGUAGACACCACGAGAGCUCCUACUCCUACUCUUCGUCCAACAACUAGGCAGUGAAUCGAAACUGUUCAUUGCCGUCAAAUAGUGUUGUUCCAUACAAUACCAAUCAGCUUUUUCUGUUUUUUGUUGUUGUUCUAGAAAACUUUCAAAGCGUGAUGGCGAUAGAAAGUUUCAAAUUCCUGUCUUGUUCAAAAACAAAUGUAUCAAAUAAAUUGUUGUCAUGUC